This is a messenger RNA of Trichosurus vulpecula (common brushtail), 2696 nucleotides long. It is a transcript of the gene AGT, whose product is annotated as angiotensinogen. The record is from RefSeq and is a predicted model, not a curated record. Gene Ontology annotation, molecular function: serine-type endopeptidase inhibitor activity. The coding region runs from base 188 to 1597 and encodes 469 amino acids. The transcript has 5 exons. Gene Ontology annotation, biological process: regulation of systemic arterial blood pressure by renin-angiotensin. NCBI's taxonomy places the organism in Eukaryota, Metazoa, Chordata, Mammalia, Diprotodontia, Phalangeridae.
CAGUCAGAACACAGGGAGGCUUGGGAACGGCUCUCGUCCUUUGUCCUCCAGUAUAAAUAUAGCUGGAAUACCCUCAGGCUGGAGAAAGGUGUCCUAGGGCCUUUGGUGGAAGAGGCAGCCUGAGUCUCUGAGUUCUGGAGUAAGAGGAAAAGCAGGAGUUCUACUUGUUAGUAGUACCUGCUCCAGGAUGUUACUGAGAGUCAUUGUCAUCCUGUUGGGCUGGAAUGCCCUGGUGGUCAGUGACCGGGUGUACGUGCACCCUUUCUACCUCAUUAACUAUAACCAAAGUAGCUGCAAUGAGCUGAAGAUAAUGGAGGCAGAGACCACCAAGGAGCAGACCUUCACCCUUGUCCCAAUUCAGGCCAAGACAUCACCUUUGGAUGAGGUGGCCCUGAAAGACCAGCUAGUAUCUUCUGCCCAGAAACUAGAUGCAGAGAACAAGAAGAGGUUAACUGGUGUGGGGACGCUGCUGAACAUUGUGGGCUUCCAAAUGUAUAAGAUGCUGAGGGAGACGGCAACCCCAGCCAAUGGGGCAAUUCUCUUAUCCCCUCUUGGCCUCUUUGGGACUCUCACUUCAUUCUUCUUGGGUUCUGUGGACCCCACAGCAACUAAACUCCAGACAUUUCUGGGUGUCUCUGAAGAAGACCAGAACUGUCCCUCCCGAUUAGAUGGGCACAAGGUUCUCUCUGCCUUGAAGGAUAUCCAGGGCCUCCUUUUAGCCAAAGAAGAGAAGGGCAGCUCCAGUCUGCUCCUGACCACAGUGGUGGGCCUAUUCACCUCCCCUAACCUACGUCUGAAGCAGGCAUUUGAACAGGGCUUGGAUUCCUUUGCCAGCAUCACCUAUCUCCGCUCCCUGGAUUUGGCCACAAACCCAGACCUUGCUGCAGAGAAAAUCAACAGGUUCGUUGGGGCUGUCACAGGAUGGUCAAGGAAGAUGCAGCUGACUGGAAUCAGCCCAGAUACCACACUGCUCUUCACUACUUACAUGCACUUCCAAGGAGCAAUAAAGGGAAUCUCUCAGCUGGCAGAGCCCCAGGUGUUCUGGAUAAACAACACCACCAGGAUAUCUGUGCCAAUGCUUUCAGGGACGGGCAUCUUCCUAUACUGUAAUGACAUCAAAAACAACUUCUCUGUGAUUCAAGUGCCAUUUAAUGAAAAUGCCUUCCUCCUUCUGAUUAAGCCUCAAAAUGAUGACCUAGAGAAAAUUGAGGAUGUUGCUUUUGACUAUGAAUAUUCCAGUUGGAUGAAAAAUCUGUCCCCUCGGAAGAUCCACUUGACUAUGCCAAAGCUGGUACAAGAGAGUACCUAUGACGUACAGCACCUGCUUACCUACAACAAACUGCCUGAAUUGCUUGGAAAGGAGGCAAAACUGAGCAAAAUAAGUGAUACAAACCUUAAAGUUGGAAAGGUGAUGAAUACAGUUCUUUUUGAACUGAAAGAGAGUCAGAGACCUCAAGAAGAUCUUUUGCAAAAGCACAGUCAAGCCGUUCCCCUGGAAAUGAAACUGGACAGUCCGUUCCUGUUUGCUGUCUAUGAGCAAGAAACAAAAGCCUUCUUUUUCUUAAGUCGUGUGACAAACCCACUGAGUGGUGUUUGAGACCCCAGGACCCCACGGUCCCCAUGACAGAGAAGGGUAAAUUAGAGAAUAACCCUAAGCUUCUGUAAGAUUUAAAACUGUUAUUCCCCUGCCUUCUUCAGGGCUCUGUCAAGCUACUGCCAAUAACUCAGAACAGAAGCAGAUGGCACAAACACUAAAUUGUCACCAAUUUCCACUUUUUCUUCUAAUUAUUCAACUGUGAGAUAGUGGGAAAACCUUUCUCCUUAGUAAAUAGGAUAAUUAGUAGCAUGAACUUGUGAUGGCAUAAAUAAGCUUCAACGAGAUUCCUUUUUAAAAUCCAGCGAGUGCCAUGGAGCUGUUGGUUUUAGUGAGAAUUUGAGAAUUGUGUUAGGAAACUGAAAAAAAAAAGAUUCAUUUUUAGUAGAGAAGAAAAUUUUGGUCUUAGAAUUAAAAUAGAAUUGCUUGCUGCCUGUAUUCAGACCCAUCUCAUUUAACAUUUGUGAAAGUUACUAAUAUGUGGUCUGAACAAAAGGCUCUUUAUUUUAAAAUAAAAGUUGGGAUAGGUAUUUGUGCUAGAAAAUCAGGGGGAAAUCCAUGAAUGCAUGCAUGCAUGCAAACACAAUGCCACUGGUGAUUUUAUUUUAUGCUACUAAUAAAUAAGCUUUGCUUUAUUCAAAAUAAAAGCUUCACCUUUCACUUAAUAGCAGCCCAGAUAAACAAUGGGCUAGCAGGGUGUCUUGUUACAUAUGUAUGCAUAAACAAAGGUGCUCUAUAGACUAUGAAACAUAUUUUGUAUGGAAUAUCUGUGGAUGGCCUGUCUCUGGUACCUAACCAGUCUCCAGGAACCAUUUUCAGGAUUGUAUGACUUAAUCCCCUUCCAUGUUUAGACAGUAAUGGCUGACAUAAAGCUGAGUUUGUGUUUGUGGGAAGUAUUUCGUUUCACAUUGUACUGGAAAAACGAAAAAGGAAUGAGAUUUCAGGAGCCAUGACGGAGCAAGGUCUAUUUAUUGGACAGUCAGGUGGUGGGAGCAUUGACAUUUAAAGACUGUUACCUGUAUUUCAUAUGGGAGAUGUUACUACCGAUACAUAGCACAAGAUGGGAGGACAAAGCAUUCACAAAUAAAUAUUUACAAGAUGC